Paramormyrops kingsleyae is the source of this 1727-nucleotide messenger RNA. RefSeq names its product cytochrome P450, family 21, subfamily A, polypeptide 2 (gene cyp21a2). Gene Ontology annotation, molecular function: heme binding; iron ion binding; steroid 17-alpha-monooxygenase activity. NCBI's taxonomy places the organism in Eukaryota, Metazoa, Chordata, Actinopteri, Osteoglossiformes, Mormyridae. Gene Ontology annotation, biological process: progesterone metabolic process; hormone biosynthetic process. The record is from RefSeq and is a predicted model, not a curated record.
CAAUGUCUUUGUCUUUUUUGAGCAUGGCUGCUGCAGUAAUACUCUUCCUGCUGUGGAUUUUACUGCUGUAUCGUACAGGAGAGAAACAAAGGAGUGAAUCAGACUAUAGUUCAAAUGCUCUUGGCUCCAGAUUCCUGUCUUCCGUUUACCAGUUCCGUCCCCACUCUCUAUCCCCCUCUCUCCCUGGACCCACUUCGCUCCCCCUCCUGGGAAACAUGCUGGAUCUCACACGAGACCAUCUGCCCGAUCACCUGACCUCAUUAGCCCGACGUUAUGGAAACAUCUACCGCCUUCGAUAUGGCAAAACAACCAUGGUGGUGUUAAGCAGUGGCGACACGAUCAGGGAAGCUCUGGUGAAGAAGUGGACUGAUUUCGCUGGGAGGCCACACUCCUACACAGGCGAUUUGGUUUCUGGGGGGGGGUAUUCCAUCUCCCUGGGGGACUACAGCCAGGGAUGGAAGAUGCAGCGUCGGCUGGUGCACAGUGCCCUGCAGCGCUGCUGUCUUAAAUCCCUGCACGCUGUCAUCGAGAGGCAGGCUCUCAGCCUCAGGCAGGUGCUGCUGACCUACAAGGACACCGCGGUGGAUCUCUCAGAGGACUUCACAGUGGCAGCAAGCAACGUCAUCACAACCCUCAUCUUUGGAAAAGAAUUCACCAAAAUCUCUGCUGAGCUCCAGAGUCUGCACAGCUGCCUGAAUGAGAUCGUGUCUCUCUGGGGCUCACCCUGGAUCUCCGUCCUGGACUCCUUUCCUCUGCUCAGGAAGCUGCCCAACCCCCCCUUCUCUCGUUUACUGAAAGAAGUGGAAAGGAGGGAUAAGAUCAUCAGAGGACACCUGGACGACCACGAGAUGAAGAUUCAGGACAAAGAGACAGAGGACACCAUUACAGCCUCCCUUCUCCAACACCUGGACAAGCCAGGAGAGAGGAACGACAAAGGGACACUGACAGAGACUCACCUGCACAUGUCUACAGUGGACCUGCUCAUCGGGGGCACAGAGACCACGGCUGCUUGGCUGUGCUGGACAGUGGCCUUUCUGCUGCACAGGCCAGAGGUGCAGUGGCGCGUGUACAACGAGCUGCGCUCGGUGCUGGAGGGUCGCUACCCGCAGUACAGUGACAGACACAGGCUGCCCUGCCUGUCUGCCCUGAUCAGCGAGGUGCUGAGACUCAGACCCGUGGCUCCGCUUGCGGUUCCUCACCGCGCUACUAAGGACAGCAGCAUCGCCGGUUACUUCAUCCCAAAGGACACCAUCAUCAUCCCGAACCUGUACGGCGCUCACCACGACCCGGCCGUCUGGCCCGAGCCCAAGGCCUUCAAGCCAGAGCGCUUUUUGGAGGGGGGAGGGGCUUCCACCCGAGCCCUGCUGCCCUUCGGAGGGGGGGCGAGGUUAUGCCUGGGGGAGACCAUCGCCAAGAUGGAGCUCUUCCUCUUUACCGCCUACAUGCUGCGUGAUUUUCAGUUCCUCCCUCCUGCCAAUAAUGCCCCCCCGCCGGACCUCAGGGGGGUGGCCAGCGUGGUGCUUAAAGCCAAGCCCUUCCGCGUCACACUGCGUCCUCGGCCUUUAUAGCGGCCAGAAAACCUAAAUAAUAUAGAUUUUCAUGUGGUUACUAAGUAGGAACUGAUGACAAAUGUUUUCUGGUGACAUGAGUUCUUACUCACUCUCCAUUUUAAAAUUCCAUACUUUUCAGACUGUAGUGGGGGAUGGAGAAGGAAAAAGUGUUUGACU